AUGGAAGCCUUACCGCAGCUGACCAUCAGACAGCUGGCUGAUGUGUCGGCCACACCCAACCAGCUCACCUCUCCUGACCAGGUUGCCAUGGUGAUGCAGUAUAUUCCCAGCCAAUUCCUCGCUGACUUCUUUGAUGACUUCUCACCUGCUAUCCUGGGUCACGAAGACAUGUUGCCCAUUGUGGUGAGGUCAGCCAUGUUGAAAGUUGUGUUUGAUCGGGCAAACCUCUCAGAUCCCGCGGUGAGUGAUUCAGUUGUGUCGCUGUGGCUCCAAAAACGACUGCCCCCCCUGCUGGUUGACCUGUCACCAGAGCAUGUCGCACCGUUCUUCAGAAUACUGGCGGGAAGAAACUGCAGUAUCGAGCAGCAGGGUGUUGAAGACCUGAAUUCAACAAUCUCCUCUCUCAGUGAUGUUACACAGAAAGAAAUAUACAACAACAUCGUUCAGAUUCUCACAGAACCGAUACCGCUGCAGUGCUACGGUGACAACUACAACCGCAGUUUCUACAGUUUCCUGGAGAGCUCAUUCAUGGGAUUCCAGUUUCCCAACGUCACCACCUUCCUGUCCCUCAUGCCUCUCGACAGGGUGCAUCAGCUGGUGAACUCCAUACCUCCAUCAGAUCUUGCAGAUUUUCUCCGUCGCCCUGACGUAGUCGACAACGAUGCAGAGCUCUGUGUGAUCUACAGCAACUACGUCCAGACAUCGAUGUUCCUAGAGACCGAGUCUCUCCCGGAGGUGGUGCGGCGGCCCACCCUGCCUUGCGUCUGGCCCAUGGCACUCAGCAGCUCCGAGUGGUCAGAGGUCAACGCCUGGUUUGACCAACGCCUCCCCAGCUAUUUGGGCUUCCUCACAAAGAGUCUAAUCAGCCCCAAUAUCACACACAACUCUUCCUGCCUGGCCUUCCAAAAGCUUGUUUCAGUCCUUGGGGAAUAUAACUACACUGGUGCAGACUUUACGACACCAGAUGUGUUCAACACCAUCAGCGCAUACCUUACCUCAGCGACGGUGCCAAGAUGUUACGACCCCAGCGAUCCAGAACUAAACUCCACAGCCUGGUUUGUUGAGUACAUCGGCCCUUUCAUGUCUUUCCUCACUCUGGAGGAUCUUCAGAUGUUUGGAUCUGCACAGGUUAUCCAGGUGUUCACGGUGAACCCUCUGAACAUCGCUCUCGUCAACAACUCCGGUUUACCUCUCAACCUCACCAACUACUACACCCAGCUCAUUUAUCAACAGGACAGCAACUUCAACCCCUUACUACUUCCUCUGUUGUGGCGGUGUGUCGCUCCUGGUCCAGCAUUCAGCCAGCUAACAUCAGAAGAAAGUAAUAUAGUUCUACAGUACCUGACCACUCUCUGUACAGCCCUGAACCCACAGGUUGCUGCAGCUUUGGCAGGUAACUUCGGUGACAACAUCAAUGCUGCGGCCAUUACUGCCCUCGGUAGCCAAAGCAGCGGCCUGUCCACCGGUCAGAUCAAGAUGAUAAAGCCUGAGGAUCUAUAUGCUGCCCUCUCCAUUCUCAGCAGUGUUACAGACUGGAAUGAAGGCCAGGCCAGGGCCAUCAUCCUGUCUCUGAUGUCUUCAGGGGUUAUGAAGAUCAACAGCUCGUCAACGUUGUUCAUGCUGGGCUCUCUUGUUGUCAGUGUUCCUGCGGAAAUUUUCAGCAGCAUCAGUGGCUCCCAGCUGAUUACUUCAUCCAAAAAUCCUUCAUUCCUGGGAUACGUGCUGUCCGCUCCACAGAUCGUCCAGCAGAUCUUUGUUACUCAGAUCGUAUCAGUGAACAGCAACAGUGACACGAUCAUACAGAACGUUCCAGAUGAAAUGGCCACUCAGAUCCCUCGUGCUCUGCUGCUGGGCUUCUCAAAUAACGGCAGCGUUAUCACCACACUCAACCAGAAGACAUGGAAACCACAGCAGGUUGAGUUGUUCUUUGAAAAUAUCGCUGUGGAAUCUGCGACCACAGUACUGGGAAGUCCCAACAAUUUGUCAUCCUCUUUGCUGCAAGGGUUCACGUGCACCGGAGUGAGGAAUGUUGAAAAGGUGCAGAUCAAGAAGCUGAUUAAAGCCUGCCGGAGGAAAGGCAGGAAGAAGGUCCCAUUGGUCGAGACUCAGCUGACCUGCAUGUAUAACUACAUUAAAAAUGACUCAGAUGCCACCAGCUUCGACCUCUAUCCUCCUGACGUGCUGCUGUACUAUGAUUACUCCCUGGUGCUACAGGCCAGCUGCAGGUUCUAUUUUCAAGAGCUGGCAGAAGCAGACUUCUCCGUCUUCUCCUCCGUCCUCAGCUACAAACUGACCGCUCUGUUUGCUAAUGCCAGGAGCUGCCUGGGUAUAACAAACACAACAUUGACUGCAGAUACUAUAUCGGUGUUGGGAAACAUGUGCUGCACUUUGGAUGGUACCUACAUCGAGAACUCUGACCCGUCCAUUUUAGAAAAACUCAAGAAUUGCCCGGACCUCACCAACGCUCAGGCGACUGCUGUUGAAGCUCUUCUGCAGAGCGGGAAAACACAGUAUGGAGCUCCAUCAACAUGGGACUACCAGACUCUGAAGAACCUCGGGAUGUUACCGCUGUACUUGACCUCAACCUUCUACAGUAACUUUGACAAAAAAACAAAGCAGAUGUUCUUGGAGUACUUCCUCAAAGUUAUUGCGAGCAACCGAGUGGACAUACAGAAGAAGGGGAGAAUGAUGGAAGAAAUAAGAAAGUCCAAUAGAAACCAAGUCAAGUCAAAGCGAUCUAUCGUAAACGGGUGCACAGUUGGAACGAUCACCCAGGUGACCAUCAGCGAUGAGACGUUCCCCUUCAACUAUGACGACAUAACUCAGUUCAACUGCUGCCUCAGCGCCUCGACUGUGAAGGACAACUUGGCAGCCAUCACUAUGAAGGUGGACCAGGUGGAAUACCUCCAGAUUGUUCUCAGCAAGUUGCGAGAGGCUUAUGCUGCCAACUCCACAAUCCCAGAAGAUCAGGUUCAGGUCCUAGGCCCAGCGUCCCGUGUGGCAUCUAUUAGUGACAUCAACCUGUGGGCUAUCACUCAGAUCGACACACUCUCUGCUUUGAUGGACCCGUCCAACGGGCCGUGGGACCCAAGUAUGGCUAAGGCCAUCAUCUCUAAGUAUCUGAGUAAUGAAGGGAACACACUGGGCAGUGCUGAGCUCAGUGCCAUCGGAGGAGCCAACCUUUGCUCCCUGGACGUUGAAGUUUUGAAGAACAUUUCCCAACAAAGCCUUAAAGAGGCUGACGCCCUGAUGGUGUCCAACUGCACCACGGAGAAAAAGGAAGUACUGUUCACCAUUGCCACACAAGCAUUUGCCACAAUGACCCGCUCAACUGUCCCUGUUUCCUCCUACCAGCUCACACAACCUUUCAUCGGGGGUGCAUCUCUAGACUAUGUCCGAAGUUUGGUGCCCUCCAACAUCAACAUGGACAUGGCUACCUUCACCAGUCUGGAUCCGAACGUUGUACUGUUAUCAUAG
Messenger RNA from Perca flavescens (yellow perch), 3477 nucleotides. RefSeq lists its product as uncharacterized. Gene Ontology annotation, cellular component: cell surface. The transcript has 26 exons. Bases 1 to 3477 code for a protein of 1158 amino acids. Lineage: Eukaryota; Metazoa; Chordata; Actinopteri; Perciformes; Percidae. Gene Ontology annotation, biological process: cell-matrix adhesion. The record is from RefSeq and is a predicted model, not a curated record.